GUUGGUAACAUUUGGCCUUACCUUUAUUUAAUAACAAACCUAGAUGAUAUAGAUUAAAAUAGAUCUAGAUCUAGAUUUUAGCAACAGGCAGCUGUCUAAAACUGAUGCAUGGGAAAAUACUCCUUGUUUUUUGUGGAACCAUUGCACAAGCACUUCGGCUUAGAUGUUUCUUCCUAAAUGGAUUUGUAACUACGUCAUCUUUGUUCUGAAACUUUUGAUAUUCAUAGACCUGGUUUCAGUAAGAGGGGACUUAAAAGACCAAAACGAUGUUGUUGAAGAUGAAUUGGACUUAUUUGUAUCAGAAUACUUUCAAACCAGACCCAGCUUUGUACACAGGAGGCAAAGAGAUGCCAACAGCUGCCAGUCUGUCAUCUACAAGAAUGUGACAAAUUAUCAAAGCAAGUACCAAGCAUAUUCAGAUUCAUCCAUUGUUUUACCAUUGGUAGAGGCCCAUCACAUGGUUAAAGAGUUUGGUCAGUACAGCUGGAACAAGCAGCAGGUACACAUUCACCAUCAGCAGGUCAACAAUCCACUGACCACUUGGUCAGUACUGGAGCCUGGACAGCAUGGAACCUGCAGGAAUGACAGCGGAGACCAGUACACCGUGGUGGAUUCCAGUGCCCAGAAGCGCUGUAUAGCUGCUGCAAAUGCAGGCUUCUUCAAUACAAAGACAGGGCAGUGCUUAGGUAACAUUGUAAGUGACGGUUAUCUAGUCCAAGACUCUGGAGGCAUUCAAAAUGUACACUUUGGUUUGACUAAAAAUGGUUACAUCUUCACAGGCUAUGUGUCAGAGCUGGACCUGUUAGUGCAAGAGUUUACUCAGUUGGUCGGAGGUGUCCUCUGGUUGGUCAGGGAUGGGGUCAACUACCUGGAGGAAAGCUUGAAGCUGGAGUGUUCGGAAACUGAAGAAACUGGUACCUUGCAGAGAUUUGCAUCUGUUACUUCGGCUCGGACAGCUGUUGGCCAUGACAGGGAGGGCAAAAUACAUAUGAUACAAAUUGACGGCAAAACAGAUUUAUAUGGGAUCAACUUAUAUGACUUUGCUGAAUUGUUGAUUAACCUUGGUCUUUACAAUGCCAUCAACCUAGAUGGGGGUGGCUCAGCCACAACUGUCAUUAAUGGAACCUUGGUCAAUUUUCCAUCUGACCUUUGUGUAAACAGCAGCUACAACUGUGAGAGGAAAGUCUCCACCAUUAUCUGUGCUCACCCGCCAGCUUGUGCUGUGAAGGACUGCUCAGGCCAUGGCUCUUGCGACAUUGGUGUAUGUCGCUGCCAGGGCCACUGGUCAGGCCCAGGUUGUGAGACCCUCACCUGCCCAAAUUCCUGUAGCUCUCAUGGACAGUGUACAGAAGAUGGUUGCCAGUGUGAUCCUGGUUGGCUUGGUAUAAACUGCUCUUUGACUUGCCAGGAUGGAUGGUAUGGUGACAAAUGUUCUCUGCCUUGCCUGUGUGAGAAUGGCGCUAGCUGCAGCCCUAUUACUGGGGAUUGUCUAUGUCUGCCAGGUUAUACUGGGAAGUAUUGCCAGGAAGCUUGUCCACUGGGUUACUACGGCCAGGACUGCAUCCACCUGUGUUCCUGUGAACAUCGCUGCUACUGUGACCACGUCACUGGGAGCUGCAACACCACAUCAUCUGGCAAUCAGCAUUACAGCAAAGCUGUGUACUGUCUAGCUCAGCAGAGAAUACAAAGCUUAGGCCUGGUCCCGGACAAACAGUACCAGUACAGCCUGUGUGUGACAAGUGUUUUAUGUUUAGCUGUGAUAGCUUCGGUGAGUCUUCUGCUCAAUGCUCUGCUGACCUACUUUCUGGUGAGACUACGACAGAAUUACAAGGCGGUAACACAGAAAACAGAAAGAGGAGACAAUCGCGCUCAACAAAGGAGUGUCCGAAACAAGAGGAAAGGGAGGGGCGGAGUUGAGGACGUACAGCUCAAGGACAUGACCAAGACCAAUGCAGCCAGGCCUGAGGAAGAAGAGGAGCUGGUCACUAGUGACGAGGAACAGAAUUUGUUUCUGGCACCAAACAAGAAAAAAAAAUUUUCCAUUAGAGAUUUUUAAUUUAUUUAAUUCCAUGACUUAAUACCAACUACUGGUGGGUAUUUGACUCUGAGGUUGUAUUCAUUGUGGAAUAUCAACAUCAUAACUCGUUAAUAAUUUUGUUACUAAUUUUCGUGUGCAAAAUUUAACAGUCGAAAGGCCUUAAAAAAGACCAUUCCAGAUGUGUGAAAAUAUUGAAAGGAAGAUGUGAGUUACAGGCUAAGCUAGUCAGUGUAUGCUGAAUGAUGUGCUUUUAUUCUGAGGUGAGAUGGAUCUGGCAGUUGUUAUCAGACAUUUGUAAAACAAUUUUUUUGGUCUUGUUUGUUAUUACUGUUCUGGUGUACUGUCAAUCUCUUAAGGCUUGCCAUUUCAUCUUAGAGCAGGAGUAGGGUUGGUCUAGACAAUACUAAAAGUUUCUAUAUAGGUUAUGAUCUUGACUUAUUCUAGGAAGAGCAUGAGUUGGCCGCUAGUGAUGAGGUCUUUGUUAGUGAUAGUAACAGUUUAAGGCAGUGUAAGGAUGGCUGCCUGGUUGUGUGGUAUGCACUCUGGACCGUCACCUUGAUGGUCCGGGUUCAAACCCUAAAACCAAUCGACCUACAGGAGGUUUGGCCUAAGAUAUAAUAGUUUUCAGUUCUGAAGGAACACCUGAAACAUUGUAAAAGAAAUUAGAAGAGGUAGUUAAUUCAGUACCAGUGCAGAGUUUUUUCACUGCCAGUGCACAUUUCUUUCACUGCUCGUAUACACUUCUUUUACUACCAGUGCACAUUUCUUUCACUGCUGGAGAAACAUUUGUGCUUGCUAAUAUUAGACAUUGUGGUUUAACAAAGUCAAGUGAUGGAUACUAAAGCAGCUCAUUUGCUACAGAUGUAAUUGAUGUCUUGUAGAAACUUGUGACAGUUUUCUUUGGUCUUUUAGUGAUAUCAAUCCUAGAGCAGUCUUUUGCCAACUUUUCUGUUUACAAUGUCUUGGCCAACUUUCCAGUUCAGAGGUGUUGGCCAACUUUUCUGAAACUGCGCACUUUAUUAUUUCAAAGAGAAUAUGAGUUGAGGUGUUGUUAUUCAGUUUUAGAUGUAUGGUAAAGCUCUUCAGGUAGAUUGUAAACUAUUUAAUACUCUAAUAAUGUUAUGUUUUGUUACCAUCUUCAAAUGGUGUCCACUUUCAUGUCUUCCAUGAUCUAGACCAAUUUUUAUGCAAAUUUUGUUGCAUUUGUAUUUAAUUUUUUACAUCUUUUUUGUUUUAUUACUGUGAUGGUAGUAAAUUCAUAUUUUUUAAAGUAACAACCAUCUUGUUUGGUUAUACAGUGUACAGGAGGUCCUCGGGGUUAGGCAAAUCCUGGGUUACGAUGUUUCAUUAAUUAUGACACAUUUCCCAUAUACUAUACAAAGCCUUGUUUCGACUUAAGUGGUUUUGCGUGGUAAAAGUCAUAAACGCAAACUGUGGUUUUGCGUGGUAGAGGUCAUAAACGCAAACUGCAGCAGUAUUUCUGGAAGAUAGAGAGGCUUGCAAGAGAUACUGUAACCUUUACCAUAGCUGACUCUCUAGAGUUACCUGCCCCAGCAUCUUCAGCAAUUCUCCUUUUUUUUUAAUGUUUCAUUUUAUUACUAAAUGUAUUUUAUAUUUCCUUUAUGCAUUUUAUUACUAAAUGUAUUUUAUAUUUCCUUUAUGCAUUUUAUUACUAAAUGUAUUUUAUAUUUCCUUUAUGCAUGCUUACAGUAUUUACAUACAGUAAGUACAUAAGUUCUGAUUUGCACUGAAAAUCAGUUUACGGUGUGACAUAGGAACAGUUCUGCUUCCUAACCCGAGGACCCCCUGUACCAAAAUAAAAUUGAAAAUUCUAGGUAAUUUUUCUUAAGUCCAGGGGUUUGUUGUAUGUACAGUUUUAAGACCAAAUCUAUUUGAAUAGAAGUAUCUGUGAGAUGGUUAAAAGAAGGUUCUAUCAUUAAUGCAGCAUAUUGGCCCACAUUCAUCAGGUUCUUUAACAUUUGACUACAUGAGGGGAGAGAUGACUUCACACUGGGUGAGGGAAGCAAAUCAAAGUUUAUUGAUGAAGAAAUAGGUUUGUGAAAAUUUGCAACUGUUCAUUCAGCCUGAGCUUUGUUGGAACCAAAUAACAGAAUACAGAGAAUACUGGCUGUGGUACCAGCUAUUCAAAAAACUGCUACUUUAAAUAUUGUGAUUUUUUUUUUUCCGUGAAGAACAUUCCUGAACUGGCUGGUUACAACCAGUCGAUUUAUUUUUAUACCCUUUUUUGCAUUUGUGUGUCAGAAAUACUGCCUAGAAGUUUACAAAAUUAAAAGUGUCAAUAUUUAGAUAAAAUGUCAAAGUUCUGUUUAAGUUCAGCUUGAUGUCAAAAUAACACUUAAUGGUAAGAUUCAGAUUUAUGGUGAAGCUUAUGUUUAUAUCAUAGCUCAGCUUAAUGUUCGAGGGGUGGAGAUUACUUAGUCAAAAUGUGACAAAAACAUCUUUGGGUUUUACUUUCUGUGAUCUCUGUUCCCUCUUGAUCUUGGUACAAGCAGCUGAUGCUAAAUUUUUUUAUCUUACUUUUCAUGUCCACAUUUACCUUUUCUUUUUUUUCUUUCUCUGAAUGAUUUUUCUUAUCAUCUGGAGAAAAAAAAAUUGUCACUGCAACUUUUAACAAUUUUUUUAUUUUUGUUUCUCUUUGUCUGUACUUGUGUCUGGGUGGAGAAAAGCUCAACUUCCCUUUGCACACUCUCUCUCUCUCUACACCUGUGUCAACUCAGGUUGUUUUAAAUUUUAGUUUCAUCAUUAAGUUUAUAGUUUUUUUUAAGUUUUGAUCUAAAUUUUUUUUUCUUGCAAACAACUUUUGCUUUCAUAUUAUACAAGUAGGUCAAAUUAAAAAAAAAAAAAAUCAAACUCGACUUACAUGCUUAUGAAGUUUAGUGUCCGGUUUUCAGUACAAAGAAAACUUUGAGUAGAAAAUGUUGACAUCGGGCUAACCUUCAAUUUUGUGAUCAAUGAUUCCCAUUAUGUAGAUCAGUUAUUCCCAAAGUGGUUGAUAUAGACCCCCAUGAGUUUACGAUGACUUUAAUGGGGUCUACGAGGGUGAAAAAUUAAUUGGGGGUCCAUGUAAAUGGGGAUGUCCAUGUUGAUGAAUAUCACAGUAUUUAAUUUUGAUUUCCUAUUAAUGGAAUUACAUCAUAGACACAUAUAUAUUGUUGGAACCUUUUGUAAUCAUGUAAUUUGAAUGAAAAAAUAAUUAUUAAUUUUAACUCUUUCUCUCCGUAACUAUUUACCACAGUCUGGUGGAAUCAACGCUGGUAUCAUCAGUUAGGAGAGAAAGAGUUAAUAACUUUUUUUAAAAGUCCUAAAUGGACCUACUAGUACAUUUCAAAGUCCUCUGUUCUAAUUUUUAAAUAAGGUUUGAGGAUAGUCUUCUCUGAUGAUGAUAUAGAAAAGAUUGUAAAAUGACAAGACAAACUGCUUGGAAUAACUAUUGAAGAACUUAAGUACAAGUAGAAAAAAAAAAUGAUGUCAUCUGUUCUGGCUUCAAAAAGAUUAUACUUGAUACUUAUUCAAUAUUAUGGAGUAUCACCAUAAAGUUUCUAAUCACUUUUUCAUUUUCAUAUCUAGUGGAAAUAGGUGUCAGCACGAUUGAACCCUUCUAACAAUAAUAAUAAUAGAACACGCUGGACAACUCUAAACUACUUUAUUAAAUUAAAGCUCAUUUUUGAAAAUUAUUUUUUUUAUAGCAUCCAGUUCAUCCUUUGCACUCAGAAAUGCAUUCAGCCCCCUGGAUGACAAAGUGGUCAUCAUCAAACCACGAUGGACGAACUAUAUAUAUAUAUAGUUAGAAAUCAGUAAUAAAAACCCCCCAAACAUUUGAAGAUGAACUAGCAAAAAUGCAAUACUAGGUAGCAAAAAUGCAAUACUAGCUAGCAAAAAUGCAAUACUAGCUAGCAAAAAUGCAAUACUAGCUAAGCAGGGGGUCUAUGAGACAUAAAGUUUGGGAACCACUGAUUUAGAUUCAUGUAUCUUUUUGUAUGAUGGAAUAUUUAUAAAUGUAUAUCGUUUCCUUUCAUUGCAUCGGCUCUACUAAUUUAUCUUUCAUACAAUGGAAUAUUUAUGUAUAUUGUUUCUGUUCUUGGCGCUUGAUUUAUUUUUUUUGUUGUGCAUUGUGGAAUAUUUUAUAUGUAUUUGACCCUAAGGGGCAGAACUGUGCAAUAUUGGGAAAUACAUUGCCUUAUGCAUAUGACGAAUGCACGAUGGUAAGGAGUAUGUGUGUUUGUAAUUUUGUGCCUGUUUGUUGGUGCAAAGAAAGAUGUCUUCAUUUGAUUACUGCUAACCACAAUGUCUGCUCAAUAAGACAAUGAUUGCUCGAGUUAAUUGACUUUUUUUUUUUAAAUCCAGAA
Molecule: messenger RNA, 6405 nt
Organism: Biomphalaria glabrata
Lineage: Eukaryota; Metazoa; Mollusca; Gastropoda; Planorbidae
Product: N-acetylglucosamine-1-phosphodiester alpha-N-acetylglucosaminidase-like
Exons: 13
Coding region: 164-2056 (630 amino acids)
Source: RefSeq, a predicted model, not a curated record